CGACCGGCAGCAUCCGCCGUCAGUCCGCCGAAGCGACCACGUCGAGCCAUUGGAUCAUCGGCACGGCAAGGAUUCAUUGAAUUGCGUACAAGGGAGCGGCAACAAAAAAACAGCUGAGUGUUGGAGCGCGUCCAAGGUGCAAACUGUCAAACGGGAUCGUGCGCGAUCCCGCGUGCUACGAUCCUUUGUUUCUACGCCAUGUGCCGUCACGCGUCACUCCCGUGGUGUUCGUGUGUGCGACUGUACGCGCAAACAAUGCAUAAUUAGCAGUGUUCGACAGGGGGCGGAAAUGGGCGGUAACAGCCACCAGCGCUAAGACAGGGAGAGAGACACGUUAAGAAGGUGACCACUUAGCCGACGAGCAGCUGUUACAUCCGUUACACGUGCGAGCGAGUGUUGUACUGUUGUGUGUGGUGUGUGCAGUUCGUGUAUUCAUUGUUCUCCGUUUUGGUUUGUAAAUACUCCGUCAAUGGCCACCGCCGUUUCGAUCCGCGCACCGUGGACACCGCUGUAACGGCUGCACACCACUACACGAUGGCCGUCCCGCGGGGACGGCGAAGGUGCAUGCUGCUACUUCUGCUGCUCCUGCGGUGGUAGUGGUGGUGAACUGCAGCAGCGGAAACCCGCAUCCACCCCAUCAUCCGGACCGGAUCCACGGGGGGGGGGAUUGCUAUGGAGAACGGAGAGACGAUGAGAGUAUAGCGAUAACGAUGAUGAUGAUCAAUAUGGCGAUGACCCACACGAUUAACCUCCACUAAAAGGCGCGAGCCGCCCCGUCAUCCGCCGUGUAGGCGUCCGCGGAUCCGCCCGGGCGAGACCAUUCCGGGGGUUGUUCCGUAGCAAAAGAGGUUGGGGAGAAGGAGAAAAAAGUGCUGUGUGGGUUGAUAGUAACGUGUGUGCGUGAGUGUUCAGCGAUCGUCUAUUGCCAAAGCAUUAGACAAACGGCAGCGACCGGCAUUCGCUUGUCUUAACAUCGUGUUCCCAAGCAAAGUGAAGAAAGAAAAAUCAUCAAUCCGCAAGCAUAUAAAAUAACACACAAAAAUACCACCAAAUUUACCGAAAGAAGAAAAACAUCAGCAAACAUCAUUCAACGACUUGACCAACCCUCCCCUCCUGGGGGCCCUGUAUUUGCGUGUGUGUGCGUGUGUGUUUAGUGAACGUCCACGGUGCAUGAUCCGCCACAAUCGCUGGCCGUUCGUCUGAUCAUUCCACCUCCCUCCCCUCUGUUUCUCUCUCAAUCUGUUUCUCUGUCCGUCCCGGUGGCGGCUUGACAACAAACAAACAAAAUUAAACGGCCCCAACGGUCAAUAGAGUGUGGCCGGUCGGUCGGUCAACAACAAAAAUACAAACACACUACGGCGGGGCUGCGUGCUCCCAUUUACUAUCGAGCAAAAGGGAAAAAGUGGCUGCGUUUGCGAACCAUUUGUGUACCACAUUCGUCGGCGACCCGAUAAGCCGUGUAUCGUGAAGCAGUUGGAGAUCCAGGGUGGGUUUCCUGGAUAAUACCUUCGCUCUAGGUCCGGUACACGUAACAGCAGACGCAACGGGAUUCCUCAGUUGGCAAACAUGAUGUAAGAGUAGCAUCCUACUUUAAAAUACUCCGAAUAAAAAAAAGGCGCACAAGAAAGAAGCGGAUGCAGGAUAUCCGUUAUCCAAUAUCCGAUCGAAACGUUAGAAUAAAAACAACCGUACGUUAAUAGCCGAUUAAUGGAAACCAGCAGUAGCGGUGCAGAGACAAAGAGCAAGCGACAGAACGACGGACGCGAAAGGCGCAAGCAGGCACCACCGGAAAGGUCUGCAGAGCAGAAGCAGCGAGGCAGAAACAGGAAGGAAGAUCAGAAAGUGUCACUACAGGACGCAAAAUAUAUCUAGUAACGUGGCCAUAGAGGAGAAGAAAGUGCCAGGUCUUGAUGCGGCCCCAUGCCAGCUUCCGGCGAAGCAGAAAAGCAUGAUCCCCCAAAAGCAACCGCCAGCCCAGUCGCCACCGUCGUCAUCCACGUCGUCGUCGUCACCGUCGUCCUCUUUCAAUGCCACUAGCAGCAGCAGCAGCAGCAUCAUGACAACGAGCGUCGGCUCAGGAACACCGGCAGGGCCGGGUGGUGCCACGGCCACCACUACCACGACGACGACGACGAUGGUGACGGAGAAGGCAGCCGUCAGCCAGCAGAGUGCAAUACCGCGCCAGCAUCCGAAGAAGCGCAAGUUCGAUCUAGCCGAGCUCGAGGAGAUGUCAUCGCAUCGGCCGGCCCUGCCGCAGCCACCACCAGCGACAGUCCAUUCGAGCGCAGCCGAGGGGAAACCGUCGGCACCGCAACCGAUGGACACGGGCGGUGGGAGUGGUACUGGCGCGCAGAACGGCAUUGGCCACGGUUCCGGCAAUUUCGAUGUAUAUAGUAGCACUGGCGGUGCCAGCAACGGCAAUGCCAGAAGUAAUAUUAGUAGUAGUAAUCACAACGUCAGACCGGGCGAGUCUGUGGCCCUCGUGGAGCACGAACGCCCUGGAACCGGGUCGUCCACCAGUGUGUACCGCGAACGGACGCUAAACUGCAACGAUCGCCACCCGGCAGAGAGUCCCGGGGCACCAUCGCCGGCUUCCAACGGGACGCUAUCGAGUGUACAACACCGGGACAGUCCAGGGCUAAGCCAGUCAUCGUCGGCGUCGGCGUCCACGACGAUGAACCUAUCGACCUCGACCUCUGCACACGGUGCAGCAACGCAGCUGACGAUAGCGGCCAACCAUGGCAGUAUCCCGGUGCAGCAUUUACAGCACCGACCCGCGAUGCAGUAUCAUCCGGUACAGCAUCAGAACCACCAUCACCUCCACCACCAGCAGUAUAAUCCACCAAGCAGCAGCCCGGGAAUGGUGAUGGUUGGUAGCAGCAAUGGCGCACCGUCCUCAUCAUCGGUAUCGUCGGCUGCAACCGGCGCCACGGUGAACCGAUCUCAGAACUACACCAUUUCCACGAUCGCCGUACAGCCCACGGCGUCCCCACCCGUAGCCAUGCACUCAGUUCUCUCGAGCUCACUCCAUCCACAGCAGCGGCAACAAGUGUCGCAGCAGCAACAGCAUGUCCUACAACAUCCCCUGCAUCAUUCGCACUCGCAGGCGAUCGGGCACAACCGGCAGAUACUGCUGACAGUCGAUCAGGCCACAAUUCGGCAGCAACAACCACAGCAGCAGCAGCAACAGCAACCGGUCUUGCGGUUGCAUCAUACGUCUUCGCCGCCGGAGACGUUCUACGUGAGCAAGAAGCUGUACACUACGCCAUCGUACGGCUCUCCAGGAGGUUACAAACCUUCCGCCACGCCACCGACAUCGUUGUCUACUACGUCGACCUCCUCGCCCGUACAUCAACUACCGGCAGUAGCAACAUUCUCCGUGCCACAGCAUCACUACCAGCAUGUCCGCCAGCAGUCUCCCCCGGUACCACCGCCAUCGUCGUCGUCAGCAUCCGGUUCGCUAAUGGUGUCCGAGGAGCUUUACUCACCUCAACCGCAGCACCGAUCGCAUGCCUCAUCCAGCUCGUCCGUUGCAGCGGAAACGGGAAGUACGUCUGCGGGUGGCCGUAGCACCACCACCAGCAACGCCACUACCACCGUGAUCGAUCUGAGCGAAUGGAUUAACCAUCGAGUUCUGGCGAGGCGGAAAGAUGUAUACGACUCCGGGCGAAUUCGGACCACGGCCGCACCGAGCACGGUGGUGAUUGGGUUUGAUCACCCGGAGGGUAGUCAGCAAGCGUAUGACAAUGUGCUGGACGUGUUCAGUCCACACCAUCGGCAAGAAAUCAUCGACGAUGUGCGACCAGCAUUGACCGAUCUGCAGCCGGGCGUGCGGGUUUGCGUGCGUGCCACCUGCGUCCAUCCGCAUCCCGGCACUACCGGUGGGGGCGAUGUGUUCGUCGAGGGCAUCGUGAAGGAGGUGCACGCCAACAAGCAGUUCUCGGUGCAGAUCACUGGCGGUGGAGGCGACGUGAGCGACAAGCAGGAGCUUCGGAUCGUGAAACGGGUCGACAUGCGUCUGCUGAAACCACCCUGGUGGGACGAGCUGGAAGAUGCCCUGGACGGUGGGAGUGUUGUUGAAGCAGGACCUAGCCGAUCCAAUGCCAUCCCGAACGAUCACCGAUCGUCAUCGCAGCAACUCCAUGCGGAAGCCGGUGGAUCGAGUAAAUCACAGCACCAGGCACCCGCCAUGGUAAGCUACAUCAUCAGCGGUGACCCACUGCAUCACCACCACCAUCCGCACGGCAAUGGAAGUGGCGGUAGUGGCAGUUCCGCGGAGAGUGGCGCACCACCACCGACGAUCAUCUACACCGGUGGUGCUCCGUACAAGGGAAGCAUCAGCAUCACGCAGGGACGUGGAGUUGCGUCCGUCGCGACCGGCUCGUCGCAAGAUCCGCAGCAACAACUGGCGUCGGUCCAUGUGCCAUUGCAGCUGCACCACGUGCUAGCGGCGAGCUCAGCUUCGGGGGAAGAAACGCCACAACAGCAUCACUACCGCAGUGCCGCAACGUCUCCCUUUCAGUCGACGCAACUGUCGACGAUUGGUGAACACCAUCGCGAUCGCGACAUCCCACAGGGCGGGGCAGGAAAUGGUGGACAUUAUGGAGCCCGGUCGCACGCCCAUCAUUCGCACCAUCAGCAGACACAAAUGGGAGGCACACCGGCACCGGCUCACAGUGGUAAUACGGUCGGGCCACUUGUAGUAGCUUCCAGCUCGAGUGGCGGUAGCGGCAGUGCCGUUGCUGGCAAUAGCAGUAGUUCAGUAUUACGGACCGUCAGUCCGGACGACCUGCGCACCACGAACCGUAGCUACGACUACGAGAGCGACGACGAAGUGCGAAGCAGUUUCCCCAUGGAUGGAGAAACUGAAAAAUACUCAGGCAGUAGCAAGCGCAGCAGUAUGCAAAGCCGUGGAAGUACCUCAAGCUUACUGGACCAACGAAGUACACCUCGAUCUCAACCAGCAACUCCAAGAUCUCAAGCGGCCACACCGCACCGAUUCAAGAAGGGUGACGUCGUCUCGACGCCGACCGGCAUCCGGAAGAAGUUCAACGGCAAGCAGUGGCGCAGGCUGUGCUCGAACGAAACCUGUUCGAAGGAAUCUCAACGACGCGGCUACUGCUCGCGGCACCUCAGUCAGAAGGGCAACGCGCUCCGAUCGUCCACCAGCUCGGUGACGAACCACUUCAACAGCCGAUCUAGCAGCAAAACGCAACUGGAUGAGGAAACAUCGAGAGAUUCCGAAACAUCGCCACACUACCGCGUCGCAAGACAAUUCGAUCAGGACGAGACGGACGCAGCCAAUAUGUUGGUGUCCCUCAGCAGUUCCCGUUCGGCGACCCCGAGCAACUCUUUCUCGUCGCCGACGGGGCACGGAUCGUCGCCGCUGGCCACACAGUCGCCGGUUAUGAUUGGCAACCGGCAGAAUCUGUUCCUGCCCAUUGGCAGUCCGGCCCCGUUGAGUGACCCGCACGGCAGCGGUAGCACCGGUAGUGGCGGCAGCAAGUACAAAACGAACACACCGAGCCCAAACCCGCACGCAAUCGCCGGCGGCGGGAUUGGAGUAGGAGGAGGUGGAGGUGGAGGCGGGAGUAUCGGAAUUGGUAGCAGUAGCCAUCACCAUCAGUUAAUUCGUCCGGAAUCGCUUCGGCCUGCACAACAACCACCACCUCACGCGGUCACGGUUGCGACCGCCCCACCACCGACCGGCCACGCGACAAGUGUCAUCCGGAUGUCGCCGCUCUACACGCAGCAUAACAGUGCGCACCAGUCGUCCCUGUACUCGGCGUAUUCGCAACAGCAAGGAGCGGGAGGUGGAAGUGGAUCGGCAAGUGCGUCAUCGGUAUCAUCCGCCUCUUCGCAGCAAGUGAUAGUGGAUGCGUCGACUUCCGGUAGUACUUCCGGAGGUCAGCAGCAACAGCAACAGACACAGCAUCACCCACUGUCCUUGCAGCAACAACCGCACGCGUUGGUCACCACGCCUGGUGGACGCUUACAACAGGCGAAUCCGGGUCAGGUGCAUCUCGUACAACAGCAGACGCAACAGUCGCCUACAUCUUCCCACCUCGGUCAGCCUCCCCAAGCGCAUCACCACCAGCAGCAGGCGGUGCUGCAGCAGCACAUCCAACUGCAACAACUGCCCCCACAACAACAACAACAACAGCAGCAUACAGUGGUAUUGACCAGCCAACACCACCACCAUCAAGCCCUUACCAUGCCAAAAAACGGCAUUAGCACGGGUUCCACCUAUCAAUGGCAUGCACUGCUUCCGAUCAUACACGGUCCGUCGGCUCUGGCGAAGGCGGCAGCAUCGGCAAACAAUAGCCACCUACACCAUCCGCUCAUCGUGGCCCCGCAGAGCUACGGGCUGCCACUCCCACCGCCACCGAUAUCAACGCAGGGAGCGCCGCUAUCAGCUUCCCACCCGGGAGCAGCCCCGUCGGCGUUGGCCGUUUCGCCACCGUCGUCGUCAUCGAUUGGAAGCGCCUCCAGCACUACCCGGCUGUCAUCGUCGUCGGCGUCGUCGUGCUCGUCGGCAGCGGUCGCUGCUGUCGCCCCGGCGAAGAAGCUGUACACUCCGCCGCCACCGCCACCGGAGGAUAUCUCGAUCGAUGAUGACGACCAGGGAGACGAUGAUGUCUUUGAAGCAGAGCCCGUGAAAAGCACUACCACUACGAACCAGAACAAUAGUAACCCAUCGUCCACGAUGGGACCGAGCAGCAAGGCGGCGGCGACAGGGGGAGGGAAUUCCUCCCAUAGUUAUCUUUUGGGAAGCACCGGGGGUGGUUCAUCCGGCGGUCACAUGCUGGUACGCGGUCUGGACAUUGAAGCGCCGGCAAAGCUUGCCACCACGGGUGCGACGGAGAGUGCCGAAUCGAUCGCGAAACGGCGCACACAAUCGUGCAGUGCCGCAUUGCAGGCGGCCGCAGUAGCGAACGGUGGCGCUGGGGGCCAAGGUAGUGGCGGCGGAGGAGGCAGCAGCACUCCGAAGGAACCGCAGAGCCCGCUCAACAAGAAGGACGCCAAGAUACGGCGGCCGAUGAAUGCGUUUAUGAUCUUCUCCAAGCGCCACCGGGCGCUUGUGCACCAAAAACACCCGAACCAGGACAACCGGACGGUGAGCAAAAUUCUGGGCGAAUGGUGGUACGCACUGAAGCCGGAAGAGAAAACCAAGUACCACGAGCUGGCGAGCGAAGUGAAGGAAGCCCACUUUAAGGCGCACCCCGAGUGGAAGUGGUGCUCGAAAGAUCGCCGCAAGUCGUCCUCGUCGGCGAAGGAAGGUGCCGGGGGUGGGGCAGCAGGUAGCGGACUUACCGCUGCUAGCAACAACAGCAACAGCCGGGGCCGUAUCGAUUCGUUCGAAGGCAACGAUUCGUUCGACGAGAAGAGUCCGAAGACACCGUCGGAGCUUAUGACGCCGGGCGCGAUGGGAGGAGGUGGUGGAUCGUCGAACGAUAUCAUUCCACUGACCGUCGCCCCGUACAACACGGUCGACGAUGCAUCGGAAACGGCGGGUAUGAUGAUGCCACCGACCUCUACUACCUCGUACAGCAGCCAGCAACAGCACCAUCAGCAGCACCAUGCGUCGACGUUCUCCAUUGCGGGAGGCAAACACAACAGCAGCAGCAGCAGCAGCAACAAACCCGAAGCGAUGGCUGUCGAUGAUGGUCCGGAUGGUGACGGUGACCAGGACAAGGACGACGAGCGGAUGGAUAUCUCCGUCGGAGACGAGCAAAUGGAUGAGGGUGGUGUUGAUGGUGGCGGUGCAGGCCGCGGUAGCAUCUCCGAUGACGACCACCAGAUGGUCAUUGCUGUCGAGGAACCGACGGCCCGAGAGCGAAAGCAUGAAAUCGAUCUCAAGUGUGCUGAAAAGGUUUCUGAUGACAAUGGACCAAGCAGCGCCGGUGGCCUGCACUACCACCAUGCUAGCAACGGCGACGUUGCAACGGAUUAUUCGAUUAAGGCACUGACCGCAAGUGUCCCGACAACCCCUGGCGGAGCCAACUCGGCGUCGUCUAGCUCGGGAGAAGCUCCGGCGGGCUUGACGACAUGCAAACCGAAACCGAUCAAAGCGGCCGCAAUCCGACAGCAGUCGAUCGAUGGCACAUCGACGGUUGCCAACACCAACGGUAGUGGUGGCAGUGGCGGCAACAGUGGUGGUGUUGGUAAUGGUGACGGUAACAAUGUAUCCGGCACCGGUACGUCCCGAUCAGGGCCGAUCGGCGGGUAUCAGCAACAUCAACAGCAUCAUCACCAUCCGAUCGGUUACGCGUACAGCAGCCCGAAGAAUCCGGUCGGGGUAUCACCAUUCCAGCCAACAGGAGGAGCCUUCAAGACGAUGCCCCAGAGCCCCAAAACGUUGGGCAAGCAGGAUCACCCAUCGUCGUAUCUACUCUCGCCCGCCCCGUCAACACCGACGGCUUCGAUAAAGUUGGAACCGGCAGAAAAUCUUUCCACCAUCACCACCAGCAGCGGCAGUCGUUCGCAGGGUGAUACCAUUUUCAACUUUUCCACUGCGGCCAUAAAGGAGCAGCUGCAGCCAGCUGGUGGAAACAGCUAUCACCAUAGAACCGAACAGCAGCAGCAGCAGCAGCCGAAGCAGCAGCUUCUGGUGGCCGUGAGCAGCAACGGUGAUGGACACUUGACAACGUCGUCGAUCACAUCGAGCGCAGGCAACACCAGCACCACCACCGUGACCCCACCGGGCAGCGGCGGCUCCACCUCGACGGACAAAUGUAAAUCGAUUUUAAGCCUCAAUCCCACCAUCUGUUACACGAUCGCAAGUGUUAAUGGUAACAACAACCACAACAAUCACCAGGUGGUGGCCACUAGUAGCAAUGCAAACCUUAAGUCUAGUACUAACGCAAUAGUGAUGAGCAUGAAACAAGUUCUACCCGUGACGCCCUCGUCUUCGUCAUCAUCGUCCUCGUCGGCCACGAUCACGGCCGCUUCCUCCAUCUCCUCCACAUUGCCUUCGACUCUCUCGCUGUCGUCCGCUGUUACCGGUUCGUUACUGCAUCAACACCACGCAGGCCAAACGCAGUCUCCCGCUGCCACGGUGACAUCCAUCGGCUACUCGCUGCUGAACAAUAGCAACGUCGUCGCCACAAUGGCCACCGAUUUGAGUGGGGCUGCCGCCGCUGCCAUGACAACGCCCUCCAGUCAUCAUCCAGGGACGGCGACGGCCACGGCUGUCCUUACGUCCACCCAGCGGCUUCCGGGGCGCCAGAAACUUAUGCUUUGCCCGCAGUUUGCCCUAGUCCUUCCCGAUAACCAACAGUUCACGUUAAGUGAUCGGUCCAAGAUUUCGUUCGCCAGUCUGUCCACGGCGACCGGUUCGCCCGCGUACGCCAUCAAGCCUGCGCAGCCCCAUGCCGCCACCACCUUCUUUACCACGUCUGCCGUCUGUCCCUCGUCAUCCGGUGCCUCAUCCUCCUCCUCCACUUCCACCAUUGCCUACGCACUAACAUCGCCUUCCUCGUCAUCCCUUCCUGUGAUCGGUCCCACAACCCGGCUCGCCAGCAAUGGCAGCGUGAAACUAACCACCAUCCUACCGACAACAGUAUCUUCAUCAUUCACCAUCCCUUCAUCAACCACUACUACUUCUACCACCAUCUCAUCAUCUUCGUCGUCGUCGUCGUCGUCGUCGUCGUCAUCAUCGUCGGCAUCGUCGUCGGAUUCUGUGGUUAACGUUAGCGGCAAGUCCACCACGACCAUCACUGCCGCUUCCGCCGCCGCCACCGCCGCCACCACUAUUCCCGUACAAUAUUUGAUCCAAGGCAAUCGAAUAUCGAAUCUUCUCAUCUCCACAACACAGGGCUACCCGGCGCAGAUCCAGCAGUACUCGACGGUCAAACAGGAACCCCCGGAAUCGCCCGGUGCAGCGCGGCACCUGCCCAUCACACCCAACUCCACCAGCACGUCCGGUGGCAGUGGCGGCAACAACUCGUCGUCUUCUUCCUCCUCCACGUCGUCGGUCGUGUCGGGCGAUGGCGGGACGGGCAGUACGGUCUCAGCGGCCGGUACGGAACCCGAUCCCUCGCACGAGGAGGAAACGGACGAGGACUUUGGGGUACCGCCCGAGAGCAAAAAGUUCAUCCUGGCACCGACCCCAGCCCAGCUGGGCCGAGCACCGCUCCAGCGACGCCAGAUGAGCGGUGGCAGCAACAGUAGCAACAGCAGCAACAGUGGCACGCUGCCCGAACCGGUGCAGCAGCAGCAGCAGCAGCAGCCACAAAACAAUGGCACAUUGCAGCAGCAGCCGAUGAUGACCGAGGACGAGGAAACGCACCAUCCGAUGGAAACGAACCACAACCACACCGCGAUGCCAUCCGCACUGCCAACGCCCACAUCCGCGUCGAUGGAGGACUACCACAGCCAGAUCUCACCGUCCGCCGCGAAAAAAGCUUUCUUCCGGAAGGCCAAACCCGACGAUAUGGAUAAUGUACUUCGACAAGUGGACUUUGAGAAAAAGUUUAAGACAUUGCCCCAGUUCAAGCCGGAGGAUUGCCACUCGCCCAGUGCCAUCACGGCGUCGUCGCCACGAGUGUUCACGCAAAACUAUCGCAAGAAGCAAACCACGACUCACAAAACACUUACGGAGGAUGACCAGCACAACAAUCUACACUCGGACGGCAGCGCGGCUCCGCUUUCCAGCACGGCCACACCGUCCAGUUCGUACGUGAUCGGAAACCGGUUCUUCGGACCCGAUUUCAACAUGGAACAGUACAAAGAAAUGACGGCUGAGUUGGGACGGUCUGGAGGUGGCGCUGUAGGGGGAGGAACCACUGGAGGAGGUGGUGGCGGAGGAGGAGACGAACGGUCCCCCAGGACGCCCAAGACGCCGUCGCAGCGAUCGGUGAACUCGGCCGAAGAGAAGGGCCACCGGAAAAUACUCGAGCAGCGGCGCAACCUGGUGGUGCAGCUGUUCAACGAGCACGGGAUGUUCCCGUCGACCCAUGCCACUAACAGCUUUCAGCUGGCGCACAGUGACAUAUUUCCGAACAAACAAAGUCUACAGCUGAAGAUACGGGAGGUGCGCCAAAAGUCUAUGGCCCAGCAGCCCGGAUUUACGCCCCAAUCAGCUGGCCCGAUUACACCGACCGAUAUCAACAGUGGACAAUCGGAUAGUCACCAGCAGCAACAACAAUCGCUGCUUCAGCAACAUCAGCAACAUCAACUUCAGCACCAACAGCAGCAGCAGCAGCAACAGCAGCAGCAUUCCCAACAAACACACCAUCAUCACCAGCAGCAGCAACUGCAAAUGCAUCAACAGCAGGAACAGCAGCAACCAAAUUAGUUGAACAACGAAGGACGGCAACGGUGGCAAACUUGAAGGCUUUAGAACAAUCUCUCCUUGGCACGUUUACGGUGCGGUCUUUUUCAAUACACCUACCGGCGAGAUUGAUGGUCGUUACGAACUUCCGUUGAUUUCAUCGGGUGUAGAAGUUAAACUUCAUGCCGUUUGAAUAAAGAAUAUUUCACAAACUACAAUAUACACCCACACUCACGCUAUACAAUAGUUACAAUAGCACGGAUAUACUCGUAUCUCGUAUCAAGUAUGCAAUAGUCACCUAUUUAAGUAUAUUAGCGAAACGGGGCACCUUCCCCCAAAUGGCCCCACAUACGCUACAGCAACACAGGAACACACAUACACCAUCUUCCCAUCUACUCUGCUACCGGUUUUUUCGCUGGCGCUGAGCGAGAAUUCGUUUGGAACGCGCUGCCAUUUCCAAAUGUGUCAGUUAAUCGAGCUUCAGAUAAACGUAAGAACAUUCAACACAUGAGUCUGGAAAUAGAAACGUGCAAAGCCGAUGGUAACACAAACCUUAAUGCUCGUAUGCAGAAUAAGUUUUUUUUAGCUUGUAGGAAAAACGAUACUAUCCGUUUGUUUCGCUAACCUCGUUAGGGAGUUGUAGUACCUUGCACGAACUCCAUCCGCUAUCGGCGGAGGAUAGCAUUCUGCGAAUUCUCAAACCCCCAUAAAUCAAUGCCAACAAACAAGCAAGGAUUGUGGAAAGCGGGAAAGGUGGAGUGGAAGAGCUACAGCAAAAGCAAGGAAACGUGCAAUGGCCGGGCCCAAUUGUGCAGAACAAGCCGACCAGGGAAGGCAAGAGGAUGCGAGACACACACACAUGUAACGGAAACAAAGUUCGGGAACUUGUGGAACCAUAUCUUCUGGAUCGUAUGGGGAUCAACUGGUGAUUUUAGAUUGUAAGCUACAAAAAAGAGAAUUAAGCAGGUCGAGGGUAAAUGUUUGAUGAGAGUGUUAAGAGCAAAUUGGAAGAAGUGACGCAGCUGGCAUGACACACUCACGGCAGACACAAACUCUUCCGCAUCAUGUACAUAGAGUGAUAGAACAAACACAACCAUCGCCAAACCACUCGGCCGCACUACGGGGGGGCAGGGGAUGGCUAUCUUUAAACAAACUAACAAACAAACAAAUAAACAAAAAAGAGAAGAAGUAACUUUAUGUUGUAAAGAAUAAUCGAAGCGUAGUAACAAAGUACAACCGAUUUAACAAUGCCAGCAAUUUUACUGUGAGUAGUACGUAGAAGCGAUCGAUGGAGAUGAGUGUAGCCGGCCCUCUCUAGCAUAUAUUUGGUGUGAUAACAUAGUGUGGUCAAAGCUGCUAUUCCCCACAGCUAAACAAGUUGGUCUGGAGACGGUAAAAUUCAUCAAUGUUAAGGCGAAAGGAUAUUACGCCCCGGUUUCGAACUUUUUUCUUUCACAACACAUCUCUCUGCAUAAGUGUUCACAAAUGUAGAUGCUUUUGUGUUAGUAUGUGUGUGUGUGUGUAUGUGUAUGUUCCACUAGCAUCCAUCCCUUGUUGUCCGCCUGUGGACACCUAUGCAAGCCUUUUUAAUACGACUGUGGAAAAGCAACCACUUAGAGACAUUAAAAGUUAGAACUUUAAAAUUAAAAUUAAAAAGGUUUAGAAACAAAUAUACGCCGUACGUACGAGAGGAACCCUUACGACACCUGUUUCUGGGUGGGGAAGGCCAUUGUUGUGCCGACGGAUCCAUCGCUCCCGACUUUAGAAGCCAUUUUGCAUGAUUAUCCCUACCAUAUUGGUACCUUUACGCAUCAUGCCGUGUCACGAAAAGCGAGGCCAUCGAUAGCGUGUUACGAAGCUAUCGCAGUAAAAUGUAGUGUGCACACACCUCAGUAGAUUUUACGUUUUCACUCCGACAAAAGGAUUCAACAAUCACACGACAUACAUGCACAUUAAAAGAAAAAACGCUCUCACAAUCCUUAGGGCCAAACGAUGCCGAGUCAUUCCCAUUUGUUUUCCAACAAAGUAAAAAAAAAAAAAAACAAAAGAUAUAUAAUACGCAAGCGAGAAAUGGAAAAGAAAUACUAGGAGGUAGACUAAUUAAAAAUA
This is a messenger RNA of Anopheles coustani, 13384 nucleotides long. It is a transcript of the gene cic, whose product is annotated as putative transcription factor capicua. Gene Ontology annotation, cellular component: nucleus. Lineage: Eukaryota; Metazoa; Arthropoda; Insecta; Diptera; Culicidae. The transcript has 20 exons. Bases 1949 to 11299 code for a protein of 3116 amino acids. The record is from RefSeq and is a predicted model, not a curated record. Gene Ontology annotation, molecular function: DNA-binding transcription factor activity, RNA polymerase II-specific; RNA polymerase II transcription regulatory region sequence-specific DNA binding. Gene Ontology annotation, biological process: regulation of transcription by RNA polymerase II.